CCGAGUUUGCCCAGUUAUAAACGCAUCUCUCUUCUUAGAUAUACCUUGUGUGGUUCUCUUCUGCAUUGCUUUCUACACUUCCCAUAGUAGGACUAUUUUAGUAUUUUCUAGGAACAAGACAAAAUCAUAUAUACCUUUGUGUUUGUGAGGUUGUUUUUGAUUUCUUUCUUAAACUAUAUCUUCCUAUUUUGGAUUCUUAAGCUACAUUUCUCUCCAUGGAACCACUUUUUUAAGGCACAAAAACUAUCUCCUUCGUUUUUGUCUAUCUAUCUAUCUGUCUGUCUAUCUUUAUCUUCGUUCUUUUUCAGGGUUUCAGUUACGAAAAGAGGCCAAGAAAUGAGAAACAUGUGGAAUUUGGCAUAAACCCUUUUUGUAUUAUUAAUAGCUCUUUCUCACAUAGAAGUACUACUACUUCUUGUAAAGCUUUUUUUUUUUUUUUUUUUUUUGCUUUUGAAUUAGUAGGGAAUGGAUGUUAUGAAGGAAAAGUGGAGGAAAAAUCUGAUUGUGAAGACAUGGGAGCGGUGCAAAUCGUUUGGUGGAGGCAACAAGAAGAAGCAAUAUUACUAUGAUGAUAAUAUUAACUCAUUGACAAAGAGCAGAUCGUGGAGCUAUGAUCACACCAAGCCAUCUGAUAAGGAAGAAAGGCAACAAAAAAAGAAGUGCAAGGUGGCUCCUGAUGGCUGUUUCUCAGUGUAUGUUGGACCCCAAAAGCAAAGGUUUGUGGUCAAGACUGAGUUUGCUAACCAUCCAUUGUUCAAGAUGCUGCUAGAAGAUGCUGAAUUGGAAUAUGGGUACAAUAGUCAAGGCCCUAUUUUGCUUCCUUGUGAAGUGGAUCUGUUCUAUAAAGUGUUGGCAGAGAUGGACUGUGGAGAGGAGGUUAGGCUUGGUUGUAACUUUGCUAAAGGUUAUAGUCCAUUAAUACUUCGAAGUCCAGCUCGGCGUUCGAUUUCUGGUGAUUUCAACGGCUGUGGUGGGGGAUAUAGGCUUCUAAGCCCUUCGAGAAUGCUUAAGAUGAAUCAAUUGUAACUAUGUACAGGUAUGGUUGUGCACACAUAUAGUCUGUAUUUAAUUACUAUUUUGGUUAAGGUGUGCAAAUCAUAAGGUUAUAUGGAGCAUAUAUAAGUUUCUAAGUCCUACACAAUUGCUUAAGAUGAAGCAAUUUUAGCCUAGUAUAGAAGUAUCUUUCUGCAUAUGCAGUUCUUUGAUGUGCAAAAGGUUGUGGUACAUAUAGGCUUAUAAGUCCUUGGUGAAUGCCAAAGUGAAACAAUUUUAAGGUAUGGCUUUGUGCA
Molecule: messenger RNA, 1289 nt
Organism: Quercus robur (English oak)
Lineage: Eukaryota; Viridiplantae; Streptophyta; Magnoliopsida; Fagales; Fagaceae
Product: auxin-responsive protein SAUR32-like
Exons: 1
Coding region: 466-1026 (186 amino acids)
Biological process (GO): response to auxin
Source: RefSeq, a predicted model, not a curated record